CAUUUUGCCGCAUUUUAUCAUUUAUUCUUUCCCUCGUCCCCGCCCCUCCUUUCCUCUCUCUGAACCAUAAACUAUUUGAAAGUUACUUGCAUAUGUUAUGUCCCCUAAAUAUUUCAGUGUACAUUUCCUAAGAACAAGGACAUUCUCUCAUUAGACCAUAGUAUAGUUAUCAAAUUCAGGAAAUAUAUAAUUUUAUCUAAUCAGUAGUAUCUAAUCUAUAAUUCAUGUUUCAGUUUUGCCAACUAUCCCAAUAAUGUUUUGGGAUAUAAGGUUAAGAUAACCCUAUAUCUUAACCUUAUAACUUAUAUCUUAACCUUAUAACUUUACUUUUAUUUCCUGUUUUUAAUGAAAAUAAAUAACAGCUAGAUUUGAUGCCCUCCAUGUAACUCUCCACAGUCAAUUUUUUUGGCCAUAACCAGAGACUUGAAUUUCUGGUUAACAUUCCCAUCAAUGAUAUUAUAUUUUACUGAACCAAUAAUGUUUUUUAAAGCAUUUUUUUUUCUAGUCUAGGAUCCCAUCCAGGAACACACACUACAUUUAGUCUCCUUUAAUCUGGAACAAUUCCUUAGCCUUUCUUUGUCUUUUAUGAUAUGUUUUUUAAAGAGUUUAGUCCAUUUAUGUUGUAGAAUGUCCCUUCAGUUGGUCCCUUAACAUUUGUUUAAAGUCAAAACUUCUGAAGUCAUUUUCAAAUUCCUUUUUGGAUAUGUAUGCAUUUGUUGAACACCCAGCCUUGUACAUAGCACAGCCUGGCCCUUGGGACCUUAAGUCUGGGCUUGCAGGGACAGCAGUUACUGUCAGACAAGCUUGAGAGGCCCCUGUAUGUGCUCAGGAUUAGGGGUCUGCCAUACUGGCACCAGCAAGCUUGGAUAAACACAUCCUAGAUGGAUGCAGGAUGAGUCCUCAUUCUAGACAUCUCCAAAGAUGCAGAAACUGGCCAUGUGCCUGGUCCAGCAUCCAGUCAUCCUGAGAUGUCCUGAAGUUCGCACUCCAAACACCAAAUCCUGCUUCUCUCAGAAAUCUCCCGCGAGCUGCAGUCCUGGGUUCUAGCCUGUCCUGCUGAUCUGCUCUGUGGCUUGGGGCUACUUUCUUGCCCCUCUGGGCCAGUGGUGGGAAAAGAAUCUCCUGGUCACUCUGCCAAGUGCCCCUGACACUGAACAGGUGUGGGGAGGAGAGUCACUGAGCUCUGGAGUGGGGCAGGGUAGACAGGGCUGGCCUGUGACAAGGGUAAGCCGACUUGGAAUGGUCAUCAUGGUGAUCUGGGAGGCAAAUCAUCAGACUGGAGCUUUGCUUUCUCAGCUGUUUAACUUCCUUAUUGGAUACAUAGUGUGGAAAAUGGUGAAUUGUUAUCUGUUCAAACAACUGUAACAUUGGGAACUCGCUUACUACCUGUAGGUACUUUGUCAAACCAAAGCGGACAGUGCAGAAAUGUUUUAAGUGUCAUCGAUCUUGACAAAACUUAGGCCAAGCAAGCUUUUAAUGUGAGAAACAAAAUAAAAUUGGUUUUCCCCUAGUCAUUUAGUCAACAUAUUUGUCUGCUGUGUUUUAACACAUGAACACUGCAAAGUGCUCUCCCUGGACUCACAGUCUUCCUGUGAGAGAGACCUAGAGCCCCCUGCCUUUUUUAAUGUAAAAUAAUUAAAUAAAAUUUAAAAUUGAGUUCCUCAGUUGCAUUGGUGAUAUGUCCAGGUCUCCAUGGCCACCUGUGGCUCGUGACCACCGUGCUGGACAGUGUAGGUCUGGAACAUGAUGGCAGAGCUCUGGGACAGCACGGCUCUGCACGGUGACAGCCUGGGACAGGUGUGAGAGCAGCUUCCUUCUGUGACAGACCUGGUCACACAGCGACUUUAGCAUUUAAGUAUGACUGCAGACCGUUGGCAGUUUGCAUCAGAGGUAUGCUGAAAUUUUUAUGGAAUUUUACUUCUUCCGUUGUUCUGGUAGCUCAGAGCGCUAUUAAAUUAGUUCUGGCAUUGCAGUGCUGCAGCCAAGGUUUUAAAGAGAAUGCAGCCAAAGCUGAAUUGAGGAAGCGAUUUCAUUCAUGGGGCCCUCCACAGCCUCAAGGUUAUGAGUGCAGGGCCAGGUGCAGGAGCCUAGUUUCUCCCACAGGGGCAUUUCCUGUGGGAGGAGGGACCCAUUCUCACUGCUGAGGCAACUGGGUGCUGGGCCUGGAGCAGGGGACUGGGACUCCCAUGGACGAUGAACAACGGCCGGGUUACUGCUGCUCCCUCACCUGGGACGUCUGCACCGAGGACACCCAGAGCUGUGUUCCCAGGCCGCACCGCUUCCCCUUCCAAGUGUGGGUGACGGACAGGGUUGACGGUGUCUAAGCUCCCAGGACCCAGCCCACAAGGGCUGAGGAAGCCACGCCGCCAGCUGUGUAGAGUGGGAGCGUCUGUCUUGAAAGGCCUGCCUGUCUGUGGGUCCUUGCGUGUGUGUGCCUCUGUCCCCGCCUCCUGGCUGCCCCAGCUGAGUGGGGGAGCUGAGCAGGCGACGCUGCCUCUGCUCCAGCUAGGAUGUGGCUCUUCCACACUCUGCUCUACGUGACCAGCCUGGCUCCCCUGGUGGCCUUCAAUGUGGAUGUGGACCGGACCUGGGUAACUGCCAAGGAAGGCGGGCCUUAUGUGCUCAGCUCCCUUCUGCACCAAAACCCCCAAACCAACGAGACCUGGAUCCUGGUCACCAGCCCUAGAACCAACAGGGCAGCAGAGCCCCUGCAUCAAUGUUACCUCAGACAGGAUGAGAUCCAUUGCCAACCAGUGGAGCAUGUCCCCAUCCCAAAGGGGAGGCACCGGGGAGUGACAGUUGUCCGGAGCCACCAUGGUGUCUUGAUCUGCAUUCAAAUGGUGUCCCGGAGGCCCAAUAGCCUCAGCUCACAACUCACGGGGACCUGCAGCCUGCUGGCCCCCGACCUCCAUCCCCAGGUCAACAUCUCCUUCGUCAAUGUUGAAAACCUCCUGGAACCUGAGGCACACGCGGAAGCAGGGGACUGCCACAGGAACAUAAAAGGCAGCACAGAGAAUAUGGCCAGGUGGCGCCGGGCUCUGAAUGUGGAGGAGGACGGCGAGGAGGAGGAGGAGGAAGAAGCUGGCACUGAGAUCGCCAUCAUCUUGGAUGGCUCAGGAAGCAUCGACCCCCCAGACUUCCAGAAAGCCAAAGACUUCAUCUAUAACAUCAUAAAGAACAUCUAUACGAAGUGCUUUGAGUGUAGCUUUGCCCUGGUGCAGUACGGAGAAGUGAUCCAGACUGAGUUUGACCUUCGGUACAGUCAGGACGUGAUAGCCUCCCUUGCCAGAAUCCAGAACAUCACUCAACUGGGGAAUACCACCAGGACAGCCUCUGCCAUGCAGCACGUCCUAGACAACAUCUUCACCCCAAGCCACGGCUCCAGAAAAAAGGCAUCCAAGGUCAUGGUCGUGCUUACCGAUGGGGAAAUAUUUGAGGACCCCCUCAACCUCACAACUGUCAUCAAAUCUCCAAAGAUGCAAGGUGUCGAGCGCUUUGCCAUUGGGGUGGGAAAUGCAUUUAAUAAGUCUAAAGCUGAGGACGAACUGAAGCUGAUAGCCUCGGACCCCGAUGAGACCCAUGUCUUCAAGGUGACCAACUAUGCAGCGUUGGAUGGACUGCUGAGCCAACUGCAGCAAAGUAUCGUUUCCAUGGAAGGCGUGGUUGGAGAGGCCCUCCAUUACCAGCUGGCACAGAUUGGGUUCAGCGCCCAGAUCCUGGACAAGAGGCAAGUGCUGCUUGGUGCUGUCGGGGCCUUUGAAUGGUCGGGGGGUGCGUUGCUCUACGACAUGUACAGCUGCCAGGGCCGCUUCCUGAACCAGACGGUGGUGGAUGCCAAAGCUGGAAAGCAAGGCUACCUGGGUUACUCGGUGGCCGUGCUGCAUAAGGCCUCUGGCCUCUCCUAUGUGGCUGGGGCGCCACGGCACAACCAGCGUGGGGCUGUGUUUGAGCUCCCGAAGGAGGGCAGAGACACCAACUUCAUGCCAGUGCUGGAGGGAGAGCAGUUGGGGUCCUAUUUUGGCUCUGAGCUGUGCCCUGUGGACAUCAACAUGAAUGGAACCACGGACUUCUUGCUGGUGGCUGCUCCGUUUUACCACAUUCGUGGACAGGAAGGCAGAGUCUAUAUGUACCGUCUGAAUGAGCAGGAUGGCUCCUUCUCCUUGGCACGCACGCUGAGUGGGAACCCUGGGUUCACUGAUGCCCGGUUUGGUUUUGCCAUGGCAACAGUGGGGGAUAUCAAUCAGGAUAAGUUCACAGAUGUGGCCAUCGGGGCCCCCCUGGAGGGUUCGGGGGCAGAGGAUGGCUCCACCUUCGGCAGUGUGUACAUUUACAACGGAUGCUGGGAUGGCCUCUCUACUAGCCCCUCACAGUGGAUCAGGGCCUCAAAGGUGGCUUCAGGGCUUCGCUACUUCGGCAUGUCGGUGGAUGGUGGCUUAGAUUUCAGUGGUGACGGCCUUGCUGACAUCACCGUGGGCACUCUGGGCCAGGCGGCGGUGCUCCGCUCACGACCUGUGGUUCGCCUAAAGGUGUCCAUGACCUUCACCCCCAAGACACUGCCCAUUGGCUUCAACAGCAGUGUGGAUGUGCGUCUGUGUUUUGAAAUCAGCUCUGCGACCACAGCUGCCGAGUCAGGCCUCAGAGAGAUGUCUCUGAACUUCACGUUGGACGUGGAUGUGGUGAAGGAGAAGAAAAGGCUGCAGUGUUUGAACAAGAGAACUUGUCAGAGCAACCUUCCGAAGUUGAGCCGUGGGUCCCAUCUCUGUGAGCUCUUCCAGCUCAUCCCCACAGAGGGAGAGCUCUGUAAGGAGGACUGCUUCUCCAACAUCAGUGUCAGCGUCAGCUACCAACUCCAGACCCCCAAGGGCCAGAGGGGCCACGCCUACCCUGUCCUGGACUUCUACGAUAAGCCCUAUUCCAUCUUCCAGCUACCCUACGAGAAGGACUGCAAGAAUAAGCUGUUUUGUGUUGCAGAGUUACAGCUGGCCAUCGCCACCUCUCAGCAGGAAUUGGUGCUGGGUGUCACAAAGGAGCUGAACAUGAACAUCAGCCUAACUAACUCUGGGGAAGAUUCCUACAUGACAAGCAUGGUUUUGCAUUACCCCAGAAACUUGCACUUUAAGAGGAUACAAAAGCCUCCUUCUCCAAACAUUCAGUGUGAUGACCCUAAGCCAGAUGCUUCUGACAUGGUCAUGAACUGCAAGAUUGGUCACCCCAUACUCAAGAGGUCAUCUGCAAACUUUUCUGUAGUUUGGCAGCUAGAGGAGAGUGCCUUUUCAAACAGGACAGCCAACAGGACAGCCAACGUGACUGUGAUGGUCGUAAAUUCCAACAAAAUAAGGUCUUUGGACAGAAAGACCCACAGCCUUCACAUCAGGCAUGCCUUCAUUGCAGUUCUUCCCAAACCAUCAGUGAUGUACAUGAACACAAGCCAGGGACUUUCUGACCACAAAGAAUUCCUCUUCAAUAUACAUGGGGAAAAUCUUUUUGAAGCCAAAUUCCAGCUGGAAAUCUGUGUUCCAAUCAAAUUACAAGGUUUCCAGCUUAUAAGAGUGAAGAACCUGACAAAGAAGCAGGCUAACACUGAGUGCGCCCAGAGUCAGAAGCGCGCGUGUGGGAGUGAUCCGAUUCAGUUAUUAAGAAGUAUAACUGAACUGCAGAUCCUUGGUGAAAUAUCUUUUGACAAAUUUCUAUAUGAGGGGCUGAAUGCAGAGAACCACAGAACUAAGAUCACUGUCAUCUUCCUGAAAGAUGAGGAUUACCUUUCUUUGCCUCUGAUCAUUGGAAGCAGUGUUGGUGGCCUUCUGAUUUUGACUGUCGUUAUAGUCAUCAUGUUCAAGUGUGGCUUUUUUAAUAGAAAAUACCAACAACUGAACUUGGAGAGCAUAAGGAAGGCCCAGCUGCAAUCAGAGGAUCGGCUUAUAGAAGAUUAGAACCAGCUUCCUUACCCCUUGGGAGAAAAUAUCAGUCCUCGAACUUCUAGAGACUUGGCGUCGUCCUAAUUACUUUUUCCCUCAGGAUGAUCUAGAGCAGUACAAGAAAUUGCUUGUAGAAUAUUGUUUUUUUAAUAAUACACUGUCUCAAGUGUCUGCACUGUCAAAAAAUAAACUUGGGGAACAUUUGGUGUUAAA
Molecule: messenger RNA, 6128 nt
Organism: Hipposideros armiger (great roundleaf bat)
Lineage: Eukaryota; Metazoa; Chordata; Mammalia; Chiroptera; Hipposideridae
Gene: ITGAE
Product: integrin subunit alpha E
Exons: 30
Coding region: 2511-5930 (1139 amino acids)
Biological process (GO): cell-matrix adhesion; integrin-mediated signaling pathway; cell-cell adhesion
Cellular component (GO): external side of plasma membrane; integrin complex
Molecular function (GO): integrin binding
Source: RefSeq, a predicted model, not a curated record